Messenger RNA from Heterocephalus glaber (naked mole-rat), 1412 nucleotides. RefSeq names its product chromosome unknown C19orf84 homolog (gene CUNH19orf84). Lineage: Eukaryota; Metazoa; Chordata; Mammalia; Rodentia; Bathyergidae. The record is from RefSeq and is a predicted model, not a curated record.
CGCCGCCCUGGCCACGCCUCCUGGGGGCCUCGCGCCUCCGCCGCCACCCACGCUGCCCCCGGAAGGGUCCUGGAGAAGUUGCUGGAGGUCUUCGGUGACUCCUGUGACGAUGGAACAGCAAAAAGACGAGGCUGGAUCGAAAGGGAACAACGUGUCCCUGCAGUCACCUGGGACCGAGGCCUGGCCGCCCUUGCCCUUCCCAGCCCUUCGCCCCUCACUCCUGGGCACCCCAGACCCAGCCCAUCUGGGGCUCCCGGAGCAGCUGGCCUCUCUUACUGUCCCCAUCCGCCUGGACGCCCUCUCCUACCUCCUGCACAACGCCCUGCUGGGGGCCUACAGGCUCCAGCAGGCCUUGCCCUCCUGCCCCUGCUCGGCUCAGGCCUACCAUGCCCAGCCAGGCACAGCCCACAGGCCAUCCAGGGGGCGUGGGCGCCGGCCAGCCCGGGGCUGGGGCCCACAGAGGUGGGGUGCUGGGAGAGCUGAGGCCCCUGAGAGGGCCAGGGCGGAGGGCCCUGGGGCUGGUCCCCAGGCCUGGGCGAAGAGGCUGCCAUUCCCGCCCACACUGCCGGCCCAGAGUGGGAAGAAGGAAGCCUGGGAUGUGGAGCCACCCCCGGACGCCCCUGCUCCCGAAGACUGGGACACAGAGUACUAGGGCCCUGGAGGGCGGCCAGCAGCCACCACAGUGGGGUUUCCGGUGCAGAAGGAGCCUGAUUGUCACCUGGACCUGCUUAGACCCCAAGCCAGAAAAAGUCUGCACCUCACACCCCUGCCCAGACCCGCAGCGGCCGCUCUGUGUCCUCACCCUGCCUCCCAGUGCCAUCCCUAACUACAGCCACGACCCUAAGGUCACUGUCGGGCCCCGGGGGCUGCUCCGGGCUGCUCCGGACAGAUGCCUCAGAGCCAUUCCCCAGCCCCCUCUGCCCUGGGUCCUAUCCCAAGCCCGCUCCCUCCCACCAUCUCCAGCCGGCUCUGUGCCUCUGCCCCUGGCCUCCCUUCACCACCAGCCUCGGUUCAUGGUGCUGGGAUUGAACCCAGGCAGGGCCUCAGGCACCCGGGCAGGGCCUCUGCUACCCAGCUGCCUCCUCAGCCCUUCUCAACUCGUAUUCCCUUUUGAGACAGGGUCUCCGCAGCUCGAGCAGGCUGACCCUGACCUUGAGCUCGGCCCCUCAGCUAGGUGUGCCCCGCCCCGGCCCAGCCACUCCCCGCGUCUUGGUCUUUAUUCCGUGCCCCAACCCUUCCUGUCCUUUACCCUGGUCCUACCUUCCAGCCCCAGCCGCAGCCCAUCGCGUCUUCAGGGUCCUUCCUGUCCCAGCCCAACUCUGACCCCCUCAGCCCCACCCCAGGGAGCCCCAAGGCCCCCGGCCCCCACUCUCCCCUGCUCCUAGGGGUGGGAAUCCCUGGUUGAGCAAUAA